CCUCCGCCGCCGCCGCCGCCGCCUCCCCGGAGCCUGCGGGCGGCGCGGAGGCCGAGGAGCGCUCGCUGCAGCACAUGCUGCGCGCCAUAGCCGAGGAGCGCGGCCGCCUCAGCCUGCGCCGCGAGGUCUGCGGCCUCGGGUGCUUCAAGGAUGACCGCAUCGUCUUCUGGACUUGGAUGUUCUCUACCUACUUCAUGGAGAAGUGGGCUCCGCGGCAGGACGACAUGCUCUUCUACGUGCGCCGGAAGUUGGCGUACGUGGGCAGCGAGGGCGCCGUCGACGGGCGGAAGCUGGCUGAGGCCGAGCCCGAGGUGGAGGUGGAGGUUUACCGGCGGGACUCCAAGAAGCUGCCGGGCCUCGGAGACCCUGACAUCGACUGGGAGGAGAGCGUCUGCCUGAACCUCAUCCUGCAGAAGCUGGACUACAUGGUGACGUGCGCUGUGUGCACACGAGCUGAUGGGGGCGACAUCCACAUCCAUAAGAAGAAAUCCCAGCAAGUGUUCGCAUCCCCCAGUAAACAUCCCAUGGACAGCAAAGGGGAAGAAUCCAAGAUCAGCUACCCCAACAUCUUCUUCAUGAUCGACAGCUUUGAGGAGGUGUUCAGCGACAUGACCGUGGGCGAAGGAGAGAUGGUCUGUGUGGAGCUGGUGGCCAGUGACAAAACCAACACGUUCCAAGGGGUCAUCUUUCAGGGCUCCAUCCGCUACGAGGCGCUCAAGAAGGUGUACGACAACCGCGUGAGUGUGGCGGCCCGCAUGGCGCAGAAGAUGUCCUUUGGCUUCUACAAGUACAACAACAUGGAGUUUGUGCGCAUGAAGGGGCCACAGGGCAAGGGCCACGCUGAGAUGGCGGUCAGCCGUGUGUCCACCGGUGACACGUCCCCCUGCGGGACCGAAGAGGACUCCAGCCCGGCUUCGCCCAUGCACGAGCGGGUGACCUCCUUCAGCACUCCCCCAACGCCCGAGCGCAACCACCGGCCCGCCUUCUUCUCCCCGUCCCUCAGGAGGAAGGUGCCCCGGAGCCGCAUGGCGGAGAUGAAGAAGUCUCACUCGGCCAACGACAGCGAGGAGCUCUUCCGGGAGGAUGACGGGGGAGCCGACCUGCACAACGCCACCAACCUGCGGUCUCGGUCCCUGUCCGGCACGGGGCGCUCCCUGGUCGGGUCCUGGCUGAAGCUGAACAGAACAGACGGGAAUUUCCUUCUUUAUGCACAUUUAACCUAUGUCACUUUGCCGCUGCACCGGAUUUUAACAGACAUCCUGGAAGUACGGCAGAAGCCCAUCCUGAUGACCUAGCCGUGAGCGGAGCCCACGCGGAGCCUCCAGCCCUGCCCAGGCCUGGGGGCGCUGCCAAGUGCCUACCUGUCCACCGCCACUGGGGUCUUCCGGGACCACCCAGCGCCGCAGCCAGAGCCAGGCGGGACCACUCGACUCCCGGGGCCGGGGCCAGCUCCACCAACACCAGCCCAAACUGAAGUGCCUCGUUCUCCUCCCCGCUGGCUCUGCUCCUGCCCCUGCGCCCACCCACCCAGCACCCUCUGCCCAUCUCUGGAGAACCCUCUGCACCCAGAGAGGACCAGAGAUGCCAAGAGGCGUAAGAGAGAACAGAGGAGCAGCCAGCAUCCAGCAGAGUCCAGCCCUACGGACCCGAUGUACGCAUCCCGACAGACAGCAGGCAGAGACCACUGGCUGGGGGCACGCGGUGUGUCAGACUGUCAGCACUUAAGGAACAGCGGUUUCAGGUUUUGUGACACUGUACCGAUGACCUUCAGCGUCCAAGUUAGUCCCGAUCGUCUGUCCUCCCUCGUUUACUCCUGGUUGUAGAUGGGUUUCCGCGGGGAGCGGGGAACACGGCUGUCUGAUGGUGUUGCCCUGGGCUGGGAAUACCUCUCCCCGUGCCCGGCCCCAGACAGGCCCCCACCUGCCAGCAUGGCCUUUGCUUCCAGCCAAAGAGCAUCAUCACCAACACGCACCCCUCCAGCGCGGGGACAGCCUCCCUGUCCGCGCCUCAGCUGGCGUGGCCUGCACAGUUUGGAUUCUGAGGGCAGGAGGGAGGGCUUGGUAGCCGGACAGGAGAAGGGUGGGGUCCCUGCCAAAGGGCGAGGAGGGGUCUGCCUUCUCCCAGGAAGGUUCCAGGCAGAACCUCCGUCCCCUGGGGCCGGGGGAGGGGACAGGGUGUUUCAUCUUCCCUGGUUUCCUAGAGCUCAUUUCCUUUGACUGGGCGUGCUGGUCCCAUUUCUCAGACCAGUCACUGAGGCAAAGGGGAACUGGCUUCCACGUGGCUUGUCAGACCUCGUUCCAGCUUGAAGCGUUUCCACCUAUGGUGACACAUUGUGCUGUUCUCAAAACCACGAGCCUCCUCAAGAACAGAAGCGUUUCCCCUGCCCAUGGGAGUAAGCCGUCAGCUGGGUCUCUGCUGCUCUGUUUUGCUUGCGUCCUCAGGAGUGUUUGUUUGAAGGGUUCCUGGUGUACUAGGGUUAGAGAUCCUCUGGGGUAGAAGAGGGAGAGGAGGAGGGGCUUGUUUUCCCGUCCGUUUCCAUUCUGCGCGUUCUGAGGGUUUGCGCUGGGCUCCAGGAACCGGGGACUACUUUCGGGCUUCUCCAGAUUUUGUAUGCUGUUAUUAAAAGCGAGCUACUGCAUUUCAUUCUGCCUCAGUUUGCCCACCUGUAGAUGGGGCUGAUACCACCUACCUCACCGCAGUCUCCAGGGUUCCGGUGCACGACAGGGUCAGGGCGAGAUGGCCAGCUCUCCUGCAUAGCUCACCUCAGGUCAGGUGGCAGACCAUCGGGACGCUUACCCUACCCCACCCGCCGGUCACCCAGGCCAGGGAGGCGAGUGGUGGGGUCUGGGCGAACGUCCUUGCGUUCUCUGACAGCGCCUGGCUCAUGCUCGGCUGCAUCUCAGCUCCCCGCACAACUUCACGUUCCAAAACUGUGUCUUAGGGCAGCACAGAGUCAGGUCACGCCCCAAAGUGUUGGAGCAGAGCCUCAGGGAGCCGUGAGCCUGGCCCGGUGUCCCCAGAUGCCGGGUGAGGGUUCUCUGGGGAGCCCAACGCUGCCGCCACGUCUGUGUCCGAGGCGGCGGAAUUAUAGCUUUUCCUUCAGGCUCCUUUUCUUCCUGGUCUUCUGGGGUCUGAAGACUCUGGCUCAGUUCUUGGGAGAAAUGCAGCCCUAACGUAUCUGCCGUGGAAGGAUGAGGUAGUUCUGCACACGCACAGUGCAGCUACCCUCCCCGUUCUCAUCGGGGAGGAGCCCGAGAAGGGUCCUCCCACACCGGAGCCAGAGAUCGGCUCCUCCUCAAACGUAAGUCUGCCUCGAAGGGUAACUGAGGGCCAGUUGCAAGGAACGCGUGAACGUGCUUUGCAGAGCUUAGACAUGCGGGCCACGGUGGUAUUAGAGAUCACACCUCACUGGUAAAGCGCGUGAACGUAGGUAGCACCUAGCAUGUGCGGGCCUAGCGUGUGCGGGCCUAGCGUGUGCGGGACUAGCGUGUGCGGGACUAGCGUGUGCGGGCACCGUGCUAAACGUUUAGGUGCUGUCAUCACCCGCUUCUUACAGAUGAGGGAGCAGCCACACGCAGAGAGGUUGGGACAACAGGAGCCCAACCCAGGCGUCUGGCCCCAGUCGACACUGAGCCUCGACACCGUGCUGCCCCAGGACUGAUGCACGAACGUUCCGUGCAAUCGACCUUUCUCAGUCUUAAAUCCUCCAGAGGCUACUUCUGACACUGAAUUUAAAACAUGCUUAGAGGCACUUGGUAACUAGGCAGUAAGCUGUUACUCUGAGUUCUGCUUUUCUCAAAGUCACAAAUGACAUCAGUAGCAGAGUGACAAGUGAUGGGGCCAGAACCGGGGCCCCGACAUCCCGGGGCAUCCUGGUGUUGACACAUCGUACUUCCUGUAGGGCCAUCUUUCGUUUUCUGGGAACAUGCCUGUCUCUUGUAUAACGAGGGGACAGCCAAAGCACGUGAACAUCUCUUCAACGGGAAUUGGAAUUAAAGUGCAGUUUUCCUUUGAGGAAACCUGUAACCUCUGAGCUUUUUAGGACAUUAAUAAGAAAGUUAUCUUCGUUUUAGAGUCAGACCCGUGUCUUCUCUGUUUCCAUCUCCUUCAGCACCUGAAGGUUCAGGCAGUGUUUAGUCUCCAUUGCGAUGUCUGAUGGAAGGAACUUUCAGUUGUCUGUGAAAACGGCUGAGGCUUGUUAUUUCAAAAGAAGGAUAUUAUUUUUAAGUAACAGAGAAGUAGUCAAAGCGAAGAAAACGCAAAAUAUUCUAAAACCAGUCAACUUGGAGAUAGCGUGGGUUUUCUGGCGAGUCAGAGCCUUGCUAACGUUUGGGCUUUUCAAGGACUGUGAACAAAUCAUCGGAAAUCAAUUAGGUUUCUGUCAAUGAUAGUAACGACAGACAGGCAUGUUCCUGAUGUGAUUUUUUUUUUUUCAAAGACUCUAGCUAGAAUCGAACCAGGAUCUAUUUUUGCUGUUUUAAUCACAGAUAAACUAGUCAGUAGAGAUUUUUGAAGAAUGAUGUGAAAACUUUAUUUCUUAAAAGACAUUCAUCAGAGGCAGUCUCUAUGCAGUUGGUACAUUCUAAUGACUGACUUCUGAAAAACAUUCGACGUUAUCAUAAUGCGGGGGUUUUAAAUUGCUGGCCAAAAUUCUUCAAAGAUUUACCUAUAAAACUGUCAACUUUCUAAUGCGCCUUGGUGAUAGGUUUCACUCUGAUAAUUCUGUUCAGUUUUCCAACGUAGCUGGAAUUUAGUUACAAAAACCAAGUGUCUUUUGCCAGAACAUUGAUUAUUCCUGUUCAGGCUUUCUCUCUUCUGUGUAUGAGACAGCAGAAUUACUUCCCUUCCAAAAGAUAACCGCCCUAAUAGGACAGACUCCGACAGGGAUGUGAUGCUGGCCGACAUCGGGCCCUGGAGCUGGAGUGGAAGUAGCCUCUGGAGGCGUCAGCAGCCCUUCUGGCAGCGCUGCUCUCCGGCCAGGCGGCCAGAGUCCCACCCCGUCCCUCCGGGAGUCGGGUGAUGGGUGCACCGGGGCUUCUUCCCUUUGUUCCUGUUCACUGACGGACACGAUUCUCAGCGGAAAAGGACUCCUGCAGCCCUCCGUCUGAGCCCCGGGAACAGACAGCCCUGGAGAACUCCUCGGGACACCGCACAGAAGCCAAAUCACUUGAACACCGAGUGGCCUGGGGCUGGGUUCAGAGUCCACAGCGGGUAGAGCUUCAGAAGCAGAGGCAGCCGGCCGCGUGGAGGCGUUGGUGUUUGCAGUUUUCUACUCUUCCCAGGGCAGGCGGGCAUCUUCGCGGCUGCGGUUCCAGCCCUGAGCUCAGUAGAUGAAAACCAACAGCGACGCUCCAACUCUGCUGAGCGGCUGCCAGUGUCCAGUCUUUCGUCCCCCACUUGCUAGAAGGUUGGGCGAUUUAGGUGUAAAUAGCAAUCUUUUAUGGUCUCCAGACGAGUUGUGUGUGUGAGAAUAUGUAAACCUGUGAAGAAAACCUGUUGAGAUUUUUCACUACUUUGAGGCUUAACUAAAAUUUCUACAAAAUAUAUUUUAGCAGAAACACCAGGACGGCAUACACUGACUAUAUUAGGAUCUAACUGGCAGUGCUGUUUCCAUAAGCGCUGUCAACAGCUUCUGGGUUACCCAUCUUCCACGUACAACAGAAAUAAUUUCUAAGCAGUUGUUGGUGGUUGGCUGCUAGCUGUGCUUUAUGAUUUUGCAUUUCUUUUGAAAGUUGAUUUGUAUGUUGGGUAUUAUUUAUUUCUUCUCUGAUGAAUCUGUACCUAUUUUUUUCUCCAGUGGGUGUUUCAGAUUACAGGUAUUACAGCAGUGUGCUAAUUUACUGAUUGAACCUUUAUUUCCCCCCAGAGGUGUCUUAAACUUCUUUUGGAGCUUUCAUACAAGUUACUGCAUUGAAUGACAGAAGCGACCCCAUACCCUGGCUUUGGCAGGCCUGGGAGUCAGCAAGGGGCUCUGGAGGCCAGCAGCUGCAAUUUGGUCAGAUGCUGUUAUUUGCAAAAUGAAAUCGGAGAUGUGUUUCAGGGUCAGCUCUCUCAGCCCCUAUGAAGUCAGUUACACUAUAAAAUUCCCAAGCCUUUGCCAGAGAACCUCUGCAAAGGCCCUGAGACAAGUGGGAAAGUGACUAGAAUAAAAGGAGUCCCAAGUUCACGUUCUGGCAGGCUUCGCGUGAGCUACUGGUCUUCUGGAAGGUGGUUUUGGAGCGUGGCUGGCUGUUGCCUCCCAGCCCCGGUUCAUCAGGUUGACACUGAGAAUGCUCACAGCCCCUCAGGCUGACUCUGCCAGAGCCUCCUACUCCGGUUCCUGCAGGUGGAAGCACUGCUCAGGCAGCGGGCUUUUUCUUUCCGUGGUCAGGUGCACUCUUAUGUCAUAGGGUGAUGGGCACAAGUAAGGCCUAAGACACUGUAGAAGGUUAUAGAAAAUGACAACAAAAAGGGGGGCGGUCUGCGAGGAACACUUCCACAAAUCUAGAAAUAGAGUAAAGGUCACCACAGCACAUGACAUCUCUCAGAAACACCGGAGCCAGGAUUCUCUGAACUGGCGUCACCAAGGGCAGCCUGUACUUCAGAAGGCGUACAGACGGUACCUAGAAAGGAGGCAGUUUAGUGGGUAAAAAAGGUGACUUCCUUCUCGUUCAGAUCAACCCCCUUGUUAAUAAUUAGGAGGUCCUUUUAAGACAGUCACCUGAUUAGUAGACAUGUGGGGAGAAGGUCUGUACCCUGGAAGCUACCUGCAGUAACUGCAUUCCUGUUCACUGCCUACUCUUCAAGGCUAUGCUGCUGUUUGCUUUCUUUUAUUCUGACCUAGAUGCACUUUUAGGAACUACUGUCAUGCCCUGGCUUAGAAAAAAAAUGUUGACUGGAAGGGAAAACCUUUGGGAAUUUUAUUCUGGCAGAAGGGGUAAAUGUAAAAUAACUGAAUCCAGACAAUAACAUGGUUCACUGUAUAUAUACUUGUUGAAUGUGUAAACACGCUGUACUUUGUGCUCGAUUGUUAAAAUGACAGAACAGCUGGAAAAUUUAUAUGAGGAAGGAAAAAUAUUUGUUCUGGGGAUGAUCGAACAAAAGAUGUCUUUGCUUUUGCCCACAGCAACAUUAAAUUCCCUCCUGACUUGGCCUCCACGUAAGCCAACAGGCUUAUCAACAAGAUACUUCUUUCCUAUUUGUGGGUUAAGGGUCUUUCAUCGUGGAACCUGACUUUAAUAAAACAAUUAGACUGCUCA
Messenger RNA from Balaenoptera ricei (Rice's whale), 7238 nucleotides. RefSeq names its product KIAA0930 ortholog. Lineage: Eukaryota; Metazoa; Chordata; Mammalia; Artiodactyla; Balaenopteridae. The transcript has 10 exons. The coding region runs from base 75 to 1295 and encodes 406 amino acids. The record is from RefSeq and is a predicted model, not a curated record.